AUGGAGAAGGAGCAGGCUGAGGAGGAGACAAGUUCAAUACGGAAUAGCUCUUUGCUCAGGAGUGCAAGUCAGACAGAGAGGAACACAAGAGUAAACCUUGACCUGUACGCUGACUCACAAACCACAGGUGUGACGGAGUGGACGUCUUGGUUUAACAUUGACCAUCCUGGAGGGAAUGGAGACUAUGAACGUCUGGAGGCUAUCCGCUUCUAUUACCGAGAGCGGGUUUGUGCUCGGCCCACAGCCAUGGAAGCUCGCACUACUGACUGGGUUGCAGCAGCAGAUACCGGGGAAGUCAUCCACUCUAGUCUGGAGAAAGGCUUCUGGUGCAUCAACAAGGAGCAGCCCCACGGCCGCAUCUGCUCCAACUACCAUGUCCGCUUUCAGUGUCCCCCAGUCCAGAGCUACUGGACUGACUGGAGUGAGUGGGGUCCCUGUUCAACUACGGCUUGUGAUGACGUCGGCAUCCAGGCCCGCCACAGAAAGUGUGUGAGCACGCAGCCCCUCCCUCUGCUGUUGGUACCAGCGUGCCAGGGGCACCAUUCACAGAGGAGAGAGUGUUCCACCCCUCCAUGCUCAGCCCAGUGGACUUCCUGGGGUGGUUGGGGGGAGUGUUCAGUCACAUGUGGUGGAGGUCGCAGGAUUAGAAGGCGGACAUGUGCAAGGACCUCGAUGAAGGUACAGUGUCCAGGCCGGCCUGCUGAAAUACAGAAGUGUGGCAAGAGUCCAUGCCCAGCAAGAUGUCAGCGUGUGUGCACUGAAGGCCGUCCAAGUGAAGACUGCAGCACUUGCGUGUGUGACGGACAUGUGCUGCAUGGAGAGGUCUACAGUAUGACUGGCGUUCCUGUGGGCAGUGCUUGGGUGGCAUUGGCUAGCCAGCCUAAGGUGGUUCUUGCCCGUACCGACACCAAAGGUCGGUUUAGACUUCCAGGAUUCUGCUCCUCCACCUCAACCUCCAUCUCCAUUGGGAAGGAUAGGUUUUCCCCCACUACCAUUUCUACUUCCAGCAACAACACAGGUGUAUCGUGGGUAAGGGCUGUCCUCAAAUCAGCUGAAAAGCCAUAUAUGGUCAAGCACCCUGAGGACAAAGUGCGUUAUGAGGGAGGGCGGGUCCUUUUCUGCUGCAAGGCUACGGGAUCCCCUGAACCAGACAAAUACUACUGGUACCACAAUGGCACUCUGCUGGACAGAAAGGUGUACAAGUAUGAAGAGACCCUCUUACUGCGAGACCUGAAGCCUGAACAGUCCGGACAGUACUACUGCAAAACCAGCAGCUCCACUGGUACCAUCAAGUCGACUGCAGCCUCCCUCACUGUGAUCGAAAAAGGGACACCAGCAUGCAAUUCCACCCCUGAGAGCCACCUAAUCAGAUUGCCGAUGGACUGUGUUCAACCUGGAACAGACUCCAAGUACUACAACGCUGGCCGCUGCCCUCACAAUAAAUGUGCUGGUUCCCUAGACUUUGACAUGCGAUGCAGAGAUGGAGCUGUAUUCUGUUGUGGUGUCCAAAAUAUGGAAAGUCGAACAAUUGACUGCGGCAGCUACAUACUCCCUAUCCGGGCUGUGACGCAGUGCAGCUGUCAGAAGUGUGUGCAGCCUACACUGCUGGUUCGUGGCAGAGUGGUCACAGCUGACAACAAUGAGCCGCUACGCUUUGGGCACAUCUACAUUGGUAAAGAGAGGGUGGGUACCACAGGAUUCCAAGGAGGUUUCACCUUACAAAUUCCACCUGACACUCAAAGAUUAGUGGUACGUUUUGUGGACCCCACUGAGAAGUUUAUUGACACUCCUAAAGUGUUCAUCUUUGACAAGAAAGGUGGAUCCAUCUACCACGAGGUCAAAGUGAUGCGAAAGCAGACCCCGAUUGACAUUGAUGCGGCGGAAACCAACUCUUUUGAUUUAGGAGAAAUUAAAGAUGAAGAUCCCAUUGGUCAGUUGGUUAUUCCUCCCAAUUCCUUUCAUAAAGACAAUGGAGAUAUUUACGAAGGAACAGUGAAAGCCAGUGUCACGUUCAUUGACCCAAGAAAUAUUACCAUGGCAGCCGCAGCUCCUGGUGACCUGAAUUUUGUGGAUGAUGAUGGUGACAUGCUUCCUUUGCGGACCUAUGGCAUGUUCGCCGUUGACUUCAGAGAUGAAACCAACCAAGAAAUGCUUGGAGCUGGAGCAGUCCAAGUCCUUCUUGACACACAGCAUGUCAAAAUGCAGGAACACAUUGGCAAAAUGAAACUAUGGUCUUUGAACCCAGACACUGGAAUUUGGGAGGAAGAAAGCGACUUCAAUUACACCACGACUACUGGAGGUCACGGACGGAGCAAAAGAGAAGAGCGGACAUUCCUUAUAGGCAACAUGGAAAUCAGAGAGCGUAGGCUCUUCAAUUUAGAUGUGCCUGAGAACCGGCGCUGCUAUGUCAAGGUCCGUGCCUACAUGAGUGAUAAAUUCCUUCCUAGCGAACAGCUAGAAGGUGUAGUGAUAACUUUAAUAAAUUUGGAACCCAAGCCAGGUUUUUCCUCCAAUCCUCGGGCAUGGGGCCGCUUUGACAGUGUCAUAACUGGGACCAACGGUGCCUGUUUACCAGCUUUCUGUGAUGCUCGGACACCUGAUGCUUAUACAGCUUAUGUCACAGCGAAUAUCGCAGGUGAAGAACUAGAGGCAGCUCCUUCCUCCCCCAAGAUGAACCCAAACAUAAUCGGAGUGUCUCAGCCGUAUUUAGACAAAAUCGCCUACCAGCGUUCAGACCAUGAGGAUCCAGCUCUGAAGAAAACAGCCUUCAAAAUUAACUUGGCAAAGCCUAACCAAAAUAAUCUUGAUGAGACCAAUGGUCCAAUAUAUCCAUAUCAGAAUUUAAUAGGCUGUGAAAAUGCUCCUUUUGAUGCAAAUCAUUUUCGGUUCUUCAGAGUGGAAAAGGACAAGUAUGAAUACAAUGUUGUUCCGUUUGAGGAGAAUGAUUUGACAACCUGGACAGGACAUUACCUCUCCUGGUGGCCUAACCCCCAGGAGUUUAGAGCAUGUUACAUUAAGGUAAAGAUCUAUGGACAGAAGGAAGUUAUGGUCAGAUCAAGAAAUCUAGGAGGAACUCAUCGAUUUACAACAGGCAAACUUUAUGGCAUUCGAGAUAUACGAAGCACCCGCGACAUGCGAGAGGCCAAUGUCUCAGCAGCUUGUUUGGAGUUCAAAUGUAGUGGGAUGCUGUUUGACCAAGCUGAUGUGGACAGAUCCCUCAUAGUAGUCAUUCCACAGGGGAACUGUCGCAGGAUUGGCACCAACAACCUCCUGCAAGAGUAUCUCAUCAAACAUCCACCAGUCGUUCAAAAUAAUGACUCUCAUGCAUUCAGCAUGUUGGCCCCGGUGGAUCCUUUAGGACACAACUACGGCAUCUACACUGUUACCGACCAGAAUCCUAGGCUUGCAAAGAGAUUCUAUGGUCGUUGCUUUGAUGGCACUUCAGAUGGUUUCUCCAGAGAGAUGAAAUCAGAUACUGGAGUGGCACUGACCUUCAGCUGUCCAGAGAGGAAAAUUAACAGGGAAAGUCUUUUCCAGCGUCUCCAGACCAACCCAGGUCAGACGCUGUCACAGAUGGCGAGGGACAUGAGGGAGUCAGAGGGUCUACAAGUGCAGAGGUCCUCCACUCGGGUGGUGGCCUAUGCCUCUGAGCAGCAAGGCAGGAGCCAGAGUCGCAGAGUCAGCUCCACGAGCAGACGGAGGGUACCCAUGCGCAACCAGCAGCAACAAUAAGUUUGUUCUAAGAUCUUUGGUAAAGACUGAAAUGCUGGCAUCUCAUCAA
This is a messenger RNA of Thalassophryne amazonica, 3781 nucleotides long. It is a transcript of the gene cilp2, whose product is annotated as cartilage intermediate layer protein 2. The record is from RefSeq and is a predicted model, not a curated record. NCBI's taxonomy places the organism in Eukaryota, Metazoa, Chordata, Actinopteri, Batrachoidiformes, Batrachoididae.